AUGUAUUCAAAUCAACCACCACCUAUUUAUACAACUCGACAUUAUAUUCAUGAUCCUCAAUCGAAUUCAACAAAUAAUUAUAGUCCAUCAUAUGAUCCAUCACGUCCAUCUGCUCAAUCAUAUCCGUAUUAUAAUAAUAAUCAACAACCAGCAAGUGUAACAUAUAUUAAUGAUAGACAAAAUUAUGGACAACAAUCAACACCAUAUGUUCCACCAAAUACAAAUCGUUAUCCAUCACCAAAUAAUUAUAAUCGAAAUAAUAAUAUUCGUCCAGCUGGUGGUGGAGGUUCUAUUGAAAAAACAAAUGCUAUGUCAAAUGAAAAUCCAUUUUAUGCUUCAUCUCGUCCCUAUGAACAAAAUAAUACACCACGUACAAUAACAUCCAUAACAUCUCCACCAAAAAGUGGUGCUGGACUGAAUAAAACAUUAAAUCUUUCUGAUGAAAAUCCAUUUCAUACUAUUUAUGGUGGAUAUCAUUAUCCAUCACAAAUUGAUCCAUCAAAACGGAUAACAACUCAAAAUUCAGCUAACCGUUCAACAGAAAAUAAAUCAUUAAAUUUAUCCGAUGAAAGUCCAUUUUAUUCAACAUAUGGACGUUAUCAUUAUCCAUCACAAAUUGAUCCACAAAAACGUAUUACAGAAAUGCCAAAAGCAGCUGCACCAUUAAUGUCAACAAAUGAAAUGUCGAAUGAUAAUCCAUUUAAUAAUUAUCGACCACCAUCAUUUCAAAAUUAUUUAAAUAAUAAUACUGUACCAAAUUCAUAUUCAACAUCGAAUGUUGAUUGGAAUAGAAAUAAUAAUAAUCCACCACCACUUUCAUAUCGACCUAUUGAAGUACAAAGACCACUACAAAAUUAUUAUAAUCAACAACAAUCAUCAUCUAUUAGAGCUCCAAGUCCACCCUCACCACCACCACCACCGCCACCGCCAGCACCGGCUCCAACACGUGUACCAGCUCAAAAACCAAAUUCUUCUACUCCCUUAGAUAAAACAUCAUUAAAUAUGAGUCCUGAUAAUCCAUUUGCAGAAACUUAUGGUCAAUAUCAUUAUCCAUCAUCAGAAGAAAUUAAAGUUCAAAAACGUAAUAAUCGUUUUACAGAACAACAACAACAACAACAACAACAACAACCCGUUCGUACUAAUACUAAUACUAAUAACAAUCGACCAGUACAACCAACAAAUCAAAUGACUGAAUAUCCCGAAACAGAACAGAAAGAAACUAUUUCAGGAAAAGGAAAUACGAAAUUUUCUCGUUUUGAUGUUAAUUUUUGA
Molecule: messenger RNA, 1272 nt
Organism: Rotaria sp. Silwood2
Lineage: Eukaryota; Metazoa; Rotifera; Eurotatoria; Philodinida; Philodinidae
Source: the annotation of a GenBank genome assembly